This is a messenger RNA of Siniperca chuatsi (mandarin fish), 4963 nucleotides long. It is a transcript of the gene calhm3, whose product is annotated as calcium homeostasis modulator 3. The coding region runs from base 710 to 1702 and encodes 330 amino acids. The record is from RefSeq and is a predicted model, not a curated record. Lineage: Eukaryota; Metazoa; Chordata; Actinopteri; Centrarchiformes; Sinipercidae. Gene Ontology annotation, molecular function: monoatomic cation channel activity. The transcript is spliced from 4 exons.
UCCUGCUCAGUGACGGAUUAUUAGUUAUGUUUCAAGUGCUCUCACCUUCGGUUUGAAUCAAUCUAUCUGAUCAUCUGACUGCUCCUAAUACUUGACCUUUCGGAUCAUAACCAGAAGAAAUGAAGGCCGAAACUAUGAAUGUCCUUUUGAUAUGAAAUUUAAAACCUUUUUUGGUGCAACCACAACAGUGGUGGUUGAUCUACUGUUCAGUCCCAAAUGCUUUGAGUUUCAGGCCCAGCCCUACCAGGAACUACUGCUGUGGCGCUUGUUCUCUAUGUAAGCCUUUGAUGUGAGUGCUGCUUCAACUGUGAGGCAGGGUGUGGCCCCUCUGUCACCUGGUCAGGUGUAUUCAUGCAUUCUCAGACUCUCUGGAUCACUGCAGGUCUCACUCCAUAACUGCUAUCGUCCCACAGAAGCUCAGCUUGUUUACUGAGACUGCUAAAUUGUGGAUUUAAGACAUUUCUUCACAAAAGAUUAGUUCGUAUUGUGAGGUGAGAUGAACUGUUUCAGGUUUAAAUUGAAUAAGCAGACUUCAUGUACAGAUUUUCUUAAAAGCAUAUUUUCACAAAAGCUAAAACAUUUUGUAACACUGUAAAUUACUGCUGGAACUAUUUCUGUUUUCAUCACCGGGUGAAUUAAAAACCGCAGCAGCAGUUGGAUCAGCUGUUUCUACUUCCACCCUCAACAUUUCCUACAGUAUAUUUAAGCUAUGGAGCGUCUGAAGUUAGUCUUGCAGUACUUCCAGUCCAACUCUGAGUCCAUCUCCAAUGGGAUCUGUAUCAUCCUGGCCUUGGUCAGCGUCAAGCUCUACACCAGCUUCGACUUUAACUGCCCGUGCCUUCCUCAGUACAACAAACUGUACUCUCUGGGAGUGAUGAUCGUCCCGCCCAUCAUACUGUUCUUCCUGGGGGUACUGGUCAACCGACAUACAGGUGUCAUGAUGGACGAGUGGAUGAGACCCAUUGGUAACAGAUCCAAAAAUCCGGCGGUGGUUAAGUACCUGUUUUCAUCCAUGAUCCAGAGGGCUCUGCUGGCACCGAUGGUGUGGAUCCUGGUCACUUUGCUGGAUGGAAAGAUCUUCAUCUGUGCCUUCAGUGUUAGUGUAGACCCUGCACUCUUCUCAGGUUUACCCAACAAUACAGGUCUGGAUGUGAUCAAAAUCAUGGCCAAAGUGCCCUGCAAGGAGGACAUUAUCUUCACGAACAGCUCUUUCCGCAAAGCAGUCUCUCGUUAUGUUCGCUGUUAUUCACAAGCAGUUGGCUGGUCCAUCCUCCUCUUCCUGAUUGUAGUGGGAGCACUGGGACGGCUCAUCAAGCCCUGUUUCGACGACCACGCCACCUCCCUGCAGACGCGCUACUGGAGCAACUACCUCGACGUGGAGCAGAAGCUCUUUGACGAAACUUGCGUCCUGCACGCUCGUGACUUCGCCCGUAAAUGUGUGGUUCAGUUCUUUGAGGACAUGAGGGAGGAUGCUGUACUUCGUCUUCCCCACCCGCCCUUCAUCACAAAUUCCAGAGAGCAGUGGGAGGAUGAAGAAGAAGAGAGACUUCAUGGGAUAUCAAAACAGGAGCAGGUGGACCAGCUGCUCAACAAAUGGUACUACAGUAAACCUGAACUGGACGUCACCAGGAUAGCCCACAGACCCAGGAUGUGUGUUACCUGGGAGGACCGGGACGGGAAGACUUUAUACUCUGAUGUCUAGGACACACUCUGUGGUGUGUAGCUGCAGGAUGAAUGUCAUGAUGAUCAAUUCACUAACAUUAAGCAACAUGUUAGAUGUAGGUUACCUCAGUGUAGCAGUAAGCUUUACUAAAGCCAGACUGAAGUCUAACCUUAAAGAUCCACUUACUAAUGAUUCAGAACCUUCAUGUGCAUGGCACGAUCUUCAGCAAAUGGAGCUGGCAUAGGUGUCAUUACAGGACCCAAUCGUGAACUUGAUUGGAGAUGGUAACCUCUGUCUCUGUUCAAAGAUGGACAGAUGGUGUCAGAUGUGAAUGAUCUCCUCGAUGACGUUUGACCUCUUCUCAGUGGAUGCUGUGAGCAGUGUCUGUUUCUGGUGUUCAUUCAGUCUCUUGCUGUUUCACUGAUGUCGUCUUCCCCCAACCCCAUUGCCACACAAGAAUGUUGGAUAAGGUUAGGGAAAGUUUGUCGGUGUGGUUAAUAAAAGGCAAAAACAAUUUUACCAAUACAACAACAAUAGUUUGGUUUGUCGGACGUGGUCAGGGGUGGUACACACCCAUCCACCACCCCACCUCCACUCCCUUGCUUUCUGCCUCUACGUGAAGGACACGCCAGCUCCUGCAUGGCACGGAACGCUGGCAUUGGACAUAAAUCGUGAGGUGUGGAAUUAUCCAAUAUGAAUGGAUACUGAGGGGGUUUCUCGCGGCUGUCACAGCCCUCCCCUCUCAGGGGCGGCCCUAUCUUUAGGGUGUACCAGCAGAGAUCUUAAGCUAUUAAAUGGUUUAUGGUAAAGUGAUGACCUGUCACUUGAAAAUUCUUGCCAGAUGUUCUGAAAGUCCAGCAUCCCACUGGGAUGCUUCUGUUGAGUUCGUAGGUCCAUCGUGGUCUUAAGGCUGAAAUUAUGCUAAGUUAGCCUCUCUGUUGGUGUAUGAACAGAAGUGUGUUAUGGGGAACUGUAGGUCAUAAUAAUAAUGUAAAUAUUAUACUCCAAGUAUUUACAAGUCUAAAAGAAACAGCCACGCGAAUGUCUCUGUACAAAUGCUCUGCACGUCUGCCUAUGUGCAGGAGCAUGUUCACAGGAUUUGAAUAAUCCAUUCCUUAUAGCUUUUGGCUCAGAGUGCCCCCCAGGCAAACUGUCUGUGAACAUCAGACUAAACCCUGUUACACCAUGGACUGGGAAGGGGUCAAAGGUCAUCCAGCAGACCAUCUUUGAACAGAGACAGUGGUGGUGAUGACUACACUUCCUAUGUUGAAUGCUGAAGAGUCUGGAACAACAAAAGUUAACAUGACAUGUUUUGUACCACUAAAUGUGCACAAGUAUGUGUGGAUGUGUCAAGUACAGUAUCUAAAUGAUAUUCUGUAAGUUUAUAUCAUGAUGCAGGUGGUCUUUGACUUGAUUCUUUCAUUGUUUUGGACUACUAAAAAAUAGUUGCUCUUAGGGGCAAACCAUGUUGGAAGGGUCAUUUGAUUAUGUUAGGGUUUGGACUGGCUGGUUUUGCAUAUAGGUUGUUGACAUGGAACUCACCCACACAGAUUGAUGGAAACAUGCAAAUGGACAUUUGGAACCAAAUAACUUUACAGAUUCACACAAAGAUUCUCUUUUCUACUUUAUUUUAUUUAGUUUGCUAAGAUGCACUAAUAAAUAUCUUUACAUUAACAAUGUAUCAAAUGACUAUAUUUAUGUGUAAGGUGUGGCUCAUAGUUACAAACCCACAGAGAAUUAUCACCAACUCUACGUUAUGGAGUGUUUUAGCCUCUUUUAGUUGAUUGUUUUGGUUUUACAGCCCACAAACUCCGCUCUUAUCAACCUGGAGCCUAUACUAUGACGCAAGUUCAACAUACUCAGGUUAUCGUUCCGUUAUUUGGCUUCACUAACCCUAACAACCGCAAUCAGGCUAAGCGGGCACACGACGCUGGUUAUCAACUCGGUAAGUCAACCCAGGGUUUCCCAAUCUAGUUAUGAGUGCGUUUACAUAAAAGGGGCGGUGUUUGCAGCAUAUGACCAAUCGCGAACAUGGACAAGUUUACUGGCAGCAGAGCGGCAUAUUUUACAAAUUAAGAGCAUACUAACUAUAAUAUUAGAGGAAUACAAAGAAGUUAAACACAUAAUCCAGGCUAAAAGCAACACAGCUGCAGCUGCUAAAUGCAGGAAGGACAGCUUGCAAAAAAUCGCCGAUUGUGUGAAUGCAUAUGUUAAUAUGCUAGAGUCAGGUGAAACCGGCAACAGGCUAUGGUCAGGAACAGGCAGCCAAGAAACAGGAACGUACGCUGGAAUGCUAAGACUUGGUAGUAUAUUAGACGAUCUGGCAAAUGACUGGGGAAAGAGAACUGGUAUAUAGGGGAGAUAACGAGGGAAUGGGGAACAGGUGUGCUGGUGGGUGAGGGGAUUGGGUGGCUGGGAUUGGCGGAAUACACUGAGGGCAACUACAGGGCAGAACGGCGGGUAUCUGAAAUGACAGAUGUAAAUAACUGAAAAAACAGGAAAAAGAGCAAAAAUUUGCAAAAUGACUAAACAGAAGUAGCUGUUGGGACAGGGCCUGCUCUGCAUUUUUUACAUGUCACAGAACAUGAUAGGAUGUCAUUGCUCCAUUGUAUCCUGCACCUUUAUGGAAGCAUCUGUAUUCGUUGAGAGACUUUCAAGGGACUCCUAGGACCUGCAAGGAGAGAGUCAUGUAGCCGGUGGGGGUAGCCAAGCUAGCACUAGUGCUAAUAAGCUACUCUGCUUGCUGACCACUAUUGGCCGUGAGAGCUGUUAUAACUCUUUUAUCUUAGAAACCACACUGGCUUUGGAUUUGAUGAUGUUGAUUUAUGAGUUUUUGUUUUUAAAAAUGUACAAUGGACAGAUACCAAUGGAAAUGAAUUAUUGAAAAUUAGAAAAUUUGUUGUGUUUUACUGCAAUACCACUGAGCUGUGCCCUCUUUAUUAUCUUCUGAACAGAGGUGGUGGAAGCGCAUUAAAGAAUUUGAGGGAAAAUUCUGUGUGAAUAGAAAUGUAAUACAGAAAUUAGAAAGUAACCUUCCUUAUCAUUACCUUCUAACAGUACAUGUAGACAAGCUAGCAAGGCUACCGAAAAUUUGCCUCCAGCUGUCUUCAUAGGUCACGUGACCCUCGUCUUGCAGGUCGUAGUGGUCCCUGCAUUUGUUAUGUUUCUACACUCAUUUCACCAGUAUCUAUAUAUCUUGCACCUGUUUUCAAAAAAAUUCUUAAACUUUUUUUGAAAUUCUUAAUAAAACUUAAUCUGGAUCAAUCAAUAUCCUCAAACUCAGGCCAGGUUAGUGGCCUG